This is a messenger RNA of Moneuplotes crassus, 2194 nucleotides long. NCBI's taxonomy places the organism in Eukaryota, Ciliophora, Spirotrichea, Euplotida, Euplotidae. The record is from the annotation of a GenBank genome assembly.
UCUUUUGGGAAUUUUUAAGACAUAAAAUCUUGAUUAUUUCUAAUAUCCUCUAAUUUAAACAAGUUGUAAAAUAAUUAUGCAUUCAGUUAAUAUCAAUGUAUUCAAAAUAUGACCAAGAAUGAGAAAAACCAGCAAAGGGGUGAAAUCGUCCAAAAAUUUACAAAGGACGAUAAACAAUUGGAGUCCAAACUUCCUAGAAGUUUUGAUAACACCGUGAAUGAUAAAGACAAAAUUUGCAACAACGGCCCAGAUGAAAAGCCACAGGACAAUUUGAAGCAGAAUGAGGAGGACUACGUUGGAUACAGCAUCAUGUUGAAUAAUGAUAAUGGGGGCCCUGCCAUCCCAGUCUACACUCCCCAUAAUAAUCACUCUAGGAGUAGUACUGCUCUCUGAAUGGAGAAAAUCCAUUUUGCUCCUUUGAUCAGAAAUGAAGAGGUCAAGCAUCGAAAAAGUUUCCAAGACAAGGAUAUUCCAAUUUUUGACAUAAUCGCAAAGCAAGAUAAAUCAAACCAAAAUGCAUCACCUUACCAGAAGUCUGAAGAUAACCUUAAAAAAACUUUGAAAAGUUUCAUGACACAAUUUGCCAAGAUGAAGACCACGAAACAUACUCUUGACACACAAUUCACCGAAGAGAAAUAAAUAUAUAAAAUAUAAGACUUGGAAGAUACCUAAAAAUGUGAGAAUUAGUGACCCUAAGCUAGAGGAAGUUAUGAGUCAAGAUAGUAUAAGUUCCUUGCCAGUCUCAACAGAGUCAGUCAGUCAACGAGAGUCUGUCAAGAGCCCUGGAGAGCCUCUCUUUUCUACUCCAUCCAAGAAAAUCUUAGUGAAAAAGAAAUCCAGAAACACGGAGAAGAAGGAGAGCAAGCCGCAGAGCUUCUACUACUUUGACCCAAAGGUAGAGUCCAAAUUACUUUCCAAAGAGGACUUCAUGGCAGCCAAGGUCCGGAUUCUCUCCCUCAAGAAAGAGAGUAAAAACCGGAGAGCACGUCUCGAGCUCAAAAGAUUACAGCUUGAGGAGAAAAUCAAGAAAGAAGAGCUUGAAGAACUUCAGAAUAAAAUAGAAGAGGAGAGAAUCAAGUAUGAUAAUCGACACAAAAUUGAGCACAUACAAAACAGAAUAAUUAAGAGGAAGCAUGAAAAGGAAAAAUACCAAGAAUAUCUUAAAAUAGAACGUCUCAAAAAAAGAACUAAUUCUGUCAAGACUCCUUUGUACAAAAAGAUUGAGGAGGAUUUUGAGAAAAAUGUCAUCCUCCCUGAAAUUCAUGAGAAGCAACAGAAGUUACAAGAAUAUAAGAAAUUCAAAAACCGUCAACCAAGUUUGGCUUCUCUAAAGUCUCAUCAAGAGGAGCAUAAGAAGUUACUACAGAAGUUUCAGAAAGAAUUGACGCAACAGCGUGAUUACAAAAAGAAAUACCCUUCUAUAAAAGUUCCUCGGCCAGCUUUUCUGCAUCAAGAACCUAUCAAGAGUAGUCCAACGAUGACUCCAUCUCUGAAGACCUCCAAGAAUGUAGUCAUGAAAAUCCCAAAAAAAAAACCUAAGCCGGUUCAGGAGAAGCAGAUCAAGGGGUUUAAAAUUUAUAAAGUAGAUAGAGUGAUAUCAAUGACAGAGCUGAAUAAGAAAAUAAAGAAAGACAAGUCUAAGAGUGAGAAACAGUGCAAGACCCUAGUCCUGCCACCUUGGAACAGUAACAAAGAUAAGCAGUGAACUAAGCCUCCGAAAGUUCCAAUCAAGAUGCCUGUGCUUAAGCUCAAGAAGAGCCGGAAUGUCUCUGAUAACCUAAAGAAGAAAACAGAGGAUGACUUUAAUAAAAAGAAGAAAAUAGCUAUUAAUAAAAACAUUGACUUCCUGAAAGAGAUGAGGGAAAAAUAGGAAGAAUAAAAAGUGUAACAGUGAGCAAAGAUCCCUCAAUUCUUCAUAUAAAGCAUACUACAAUUGGGAUCAUGAAAUUAAGAAGGCUAGCAAUAGGGAAAACCUUAAGAGAGUUAUGAUACAAGCUCAGGAGUUGGAAGAUAGAGCAAAGAAAAAGGAAAUGAUUAUCUAUCAAAAUAAGAAAUUACAUUCCUCGAACCCAACAGAGCCUCUUAAGGUCAAUGAUAUGCUGAUUCAUUCAAUAAAAGCAAAAAUGAAAAUACUAGACCAACUGAACGAGUCUAAGUAAUGCUUAAUUUAAUUAGUUUUCUGGAACUUUCAAUC